AUGGCUUCACGAUCAGAAGCUCCCGAUAUCAAUAUCGAAGCUGAGUAUUGUCCGGAAGCUGUGAUUGAAUGGUAUAAUUUAACAAAAGAUCGAGAAAAAAUUAGUGGUAGAAAGGAUUUGAGUUUGAAAGCAAAACAACAUCUUGUUUUCUUGGGCUGGAACCUUUGGUAUAUCGACAAAAAAUGUAGAUGGGAAAUGCGUUAUACUUCUCCUACGAAUGGAAAACAUUAUACCACUCUUAAGAAUGCGUGUGAAAGUUGUAUUAAAGAUGGAAGUUGUUCCAUCAAGUCUCCGGUGAAGUCUCUGGUGAAGUCAAAGAAGCGACUGAGAGAUUCUAAAGAAUCCGAUCAAUCAAGUUCGAGUUCGAGUUCUGAUGAUGAAUCUGAAGUUAGUGACACUGUAACUCCAACUUCAAAGGAAAAUGAGAAGUGUUCGAAUCAAUGUGAAUCGGAAGUUACUAAUUCUAUGCAUAGUGGUAAAAUAGGAAAGGUAUUAAAGAUGAGUACAAUGCAGAAGAAGUCAGAGGUUUCUGAUAGGAAAAGGUGUUCACUUCUUUAUUGGUUGAUAGAGAAUCGAGUUUUGGCUUCGGGGACUAGUGUGUUAUGUCGCGGUGGUAAAGAUAUCGUCAAAAAAGGGAAUAUAUUUCGUGAUGGUAUAGUUUGUGAUUGUUGUCGUGAUAAUUUUACUAUGACUGCAUUUGAGGCGCAUGCUUGUUGUACAAGACAUAGACCAUCUACUAGUAUUUUGUUGGAAGACGGGAGGUCGUUGUUGGAAUGUCAAAGGGAAGCUCUGAGUUCGCGUGGUGAAAAGGGGAGUCAUGUUGUUGGCGAAGAAAAGAUGGAAAGAUAUAAUGAUGUUGUAUGUUUGGUUUGUGGUUUAGGAGGUGACAUUAUACUAUGUGAUCGAUGUCCUUCUUCGUUUCACCUAGGUUGUUUAGGUCUUGAUCGAGUUCCGGAUGGUGAUUGGUUUUGUCCAACUUGUUGUUGCAAAAUAUGUCAUCAACCCAAAUGCAAACAAGAAUGUGAAGAUCAAAAGGGUAAUGACAUUGUUAUUAUUUGUGCUCAAUGUGAGCAAGAGUUUCACUUCGGAUGCUUAAAGUCUAUAGGGUUUGGUGAUGUGGAGAGCAAUGGUAAAAAGAAGAAUUGGUUUUGUAGCGUAGUUUGCGGGAAAAUGUUUUUAUGUCUAAAAAGUAUGAUAGGUAAACCAAUCAAGCUUGCAAAUAAUCUAACUUGGACAUUGUUUAAGAAUGUGAGUAGUAGUGGCGAUGAUGAUGGAGAUUUUAGUUCGGAUGAGUUAAGUCAAAAUGAGAGUAAGUUGAAUUCGAUUCUUGGUGUAUUGCACGAGAGUUUUGACCGGAUUGUUGAUGUUAUAACCAAAAGAGAAUUGAUUGAAGAUGUUGUUUUUAGUCGAUACUCAGAAUAUAAUCGUUGUAAUUUCCGUGGUUUCUAUAAUGUGAUUUUAGAGAAAAUGGGUGAAGUGAUUUCGGUGGCAAAUAUAAGAAUUUAUGGUCCAAAAGUUGCGGAAAUAGUUUUUGUGGCUACCAAAGAACAAUAUCGAAGACAAGGAAUGUGUGGGUUGUUGAUGGAUGAGCUUGAGAAACACUUGAUUGACUUAGAAAUAAGGAGCUUGGUUUUGCAUUCCUCUAAAAGUACUAUAAACACAUGGACGAAAUCGUUUGGGUUUGCGAUAAUGACUGCUAAUGACAAAUAUCAAUUUGUUAAUCAUACUCUUUUAGAAUUUAAGAAUACUAUCAUGUGUCUUAAAUCACUUAAUAGACGAAUAUGA
This is a messenger RNA of Lathyrus sativus (Indian pea), 1785 nucleotides long. The record is from the annotation of a GenBank genome assembly. NCBI's taxonomy places the organism in Eukaryota, Viridiplantae, Streptophyta, Magnoliopsida, Fabales, Fabaceae.